UAGACAGACGAGCUGUUCCACUGUCCACCUGGCGUCAUACAUUUAACCUGAAGUCCUGCUCACCACACUCAUCCGUGACGUCCACUCAGGUUGAGGUUUAUUCUGUCAGCAUGGAGGACUCGUCAGAGCAGUCCCAGUGGGUGUCGCCUGCUCUGCUCAGCUCAGAUCCUCUGGCCGGUUUCUCCUCUGAGCCCGGGCUUUUGCCUCCAGGAGAAGAGGGCGAGUCCUUCUUUUCCAGUCAGGACACAGACUACACCAACCUACCUUCCUUCUUCUCCAACCCGAGCCAAAGCCGAGCAGCACCCACCUACAGACACAGCUCGGUUCGACAGGUGUACACCUCACCGAGCCUCCUCAGCAACCUCCAGCUGCUGGAUGGGCCAGGCAGUCACUCCCUGAGCUCACCCUACAACCCCCCAGCCUCCACCUGGAGCAGCAGCCCCCUCAGCAAGACCUCGCUGCACUCACACACCCCAACCUCCCUCUACACCCCUGGCGUCACCUCUUCUUUCAUCACCUCCAGAGACGGAUACUUGUCUCCGAGCAGAGAGGGCCGGGAGAGUCCCCGGCUUCAGGAGGCCCUGAAGGCCGAGCGCCUGAGCCCGUUGGGGGGGUCGGGGGCCAGCAGCAGUUUUCUGAAUCUGACUCCUGCUGCUGGGAGUGUGUACACUCCGUCGUCUCACCCACACAUGCUGAGCCCCUACAACUCCUACAUGACGGGUCCACAGGAGUACAACUCCGCUGCCAUCUACUCCAGCCCGGGAGCCUGGAUCAGCCCCUCAUACUCCCCCAAACUCCGCAAUAAGAUGAGGAUAUCCACUCCAGAGGCCAGAGAGUGUGUUAACUGUGGAGCCACAGCCACCCCCCUGUGGCGUCGGGAUGGUACAGGCCACUACCUGUGCAACGCCUGUGGACUGUACCACAAGAUGAACGGCCAGAACAGACCACUGAUCCGACCCAAGAAGAGACUGAUUGUCAGCAAGCGGGCUGGCACACUGUGUGCCAACUGCCACACAAGCAUAACAACACUGUGGAGACGCAACGCCAAUGGAGAGCCUGUGUGUAACGCUUGUGGACUCUACUUUAAACUGCACAAUGUCAACAGGCCGCUCACCAUGAAGAAGGACUGCAUUCAAACACGCAACAGAAAAGUGUCCAACAAGAACAAAAAGAGCAAGAAGGCCACCAUGUUUGAGCCGUACUCUGAGCCGCCAUUGCCUCAGCCUUCCUCCCUGGACGACAACUGCGGGUCAUUUUCCCUCGGCCCUGGGACACUCCUCACCUACAGCCACACACCGCACCUCAUCCCAACACCAUCACCUCUGCAUCCCUCCACCUCCCUACAAUACACACACCACCUCAACACUGGCAUGAUGCCCACACUGGUCUGAAAUGACAAAAAAGGCACCUGAAAGCUGUAUAUUUAGGAAUCAGCAUGCUUGCUUGCUAGUUAUUUGUGUGAAUUUGUACAUAUGUGUUUGGAUGACUCAGGUUUUCUGUUUAUUUUCAUUGUAUUUUAUUAUCAAGUCAGAUAAAAUCACUCUACUGAGGUUGCUGCGCAUGUAAACACACUGAUACGGGAAUUGCUUCAGCUGUAAAUACAAACUCAAAGCAAGAUCUGACUUCCCCCGUCUUCACCUCUCUUCAGUUAUUCAUAAUGUGAAAUCAUGCUUUGGUUUUGUGUUACACGGGUCUGUUUUGUAUUUGCAAGGUUGAUAUUACCAUAUUAGAACUCUACAGGGGAAAUAAUAAAAUGUGCGACUUAU
Molecule: messenger RNA, 1766 nt
Organism: Plectropomus leopardus (leopard coralgrouper)
Lineage: Eukaryota; Metazoa; Chordata; Actinopteri; Perciformes; Serranidae
Gene: gata1a
Product: GATA binding protein 1a
Biological process (GO): negative regulation of transcription by RNA polymerase II; cell fate commitment; positive regulation of transcription by RNA polymerase II
Cellular component (GO): nucleus
Molecular function (GO): DNA-binding transcription factor activity, RNA polymerase II-specific; RNA polymerase II cis-regulatory region sequence-specific DNA binding; zinc ion binding
Source: RefSeq, a predicted model, not a curated record